This is a messenger RNA of Ostertagia ostertagi, 267 nucleotides long. NCBI's taxonomy places the organism in Eukaryota, Metazoa, Nematoda, Chromadorea, Rhabditida, Trichostrongylidae. The record is from the annotation of a GenBank genome assembly.
AUGGCGACACGACAUUACGAGAGCAAUACCAGCGGUAUGAAUUUUGACCGGUUCCUUGACAAAUUUGACGAGUCAACCUUGGUGACGAUGAAACGACAUUACUGGACAGCCAAGCAGCUGUUGAGAACAAAACUCGGCAAAAAGGAAGAUGAACACCUUCAAGCGUCCGACGCAUCUCUCGACUCGAAAUUAACUCUGUUUCGGUCAGUUAGGGCCACAUCAGAGAAUCUGCUAGCUUGCAUUGAGAACUAUCAGGCCUUUCUUUUA